This is a messenger RNA of Suillus paluster, 1943 nucleotides long. RefSeq lists its product as uncharacterized. The transcript has 13 exons. The record is from RefSeq and is a predicted model, not a curated record. Bases 248 to 1783 code for a protein of 511 amino acids. Lineage: Eukaryota; Fungi; Basidiomycota; Agaricomycetes; Boletales; Suillaceae.
GGAAAAAUCCAGAGACAGAGUAUUCUGGGUCAUCGAAUUCGAGCAUGCCGCCCGCUGCGGUUCCUUGUUCACAGCUAAACUUCUGCAUGAGCCAACGGAUCUCAGUUGAACUUGCACAAUUCCACGUUUUAACCGCAUCAAAACCGCAUGUUGAAAACCGCUCUAAUCUCACGAGGCCGGCCUAAGUACAGCCCAAAGCUCGGCGUGGACCCCUCAACAUCCUGAACGGGACUUUACGGUACAUGCAAUGACUUCUCAAUCUGAACACUCGUCUCGACCGUUGGCACCAUCUACGAUACGAAGGAAAAGAAGUACAGCCCAAGUGAAUCACUCUCAUCUUCAGAAAACACUUCCAGGACCUUUUCAGGAUGAUGAACUGUCUGGACUCACCACCGGUUGGACCAGGAUACGACAUCCGGAAUAUGGCUCUUACUACUUUCACGAGGAGAUGAGAGUUUGCAGCACUGUAAAGCAUGAAAUGAGCGCCCUAUGUAGCGCUAUCACUCGACUAUUUCACGAUUUGAAGGAAAGCGCUCCUCCUGAUGCCGACUCCGACAUAACUCUCGUUCUGGACAAAUUUUUCGUCGGCACAGACCAAAAACUCACAUUCGGGUAUUAUUUUGUUUCUCAUACCCAUAAGCGAGUCUUUUGGUUGGAGGAUUUCGACCUUCCUUGCUUGUCAGAAGAAUGUGACGGAUCUAUGGGGUCGACUUCCGGAUGUGUUGAAGCACAGUACUGGAAGCAUUGCGAGCUCUUUCCGAAUACACUCAACGUCACAGAAGUUGUCAUCCGUGAACUCAAGAGUAUCUUAGUCCAAGCAUCUGCAGAUCGCGUCACUUCAAAAUUCUCGACAUCGCCCUAUGCUGCAGAAAACCUCUCAACUAUGUUAGAACUUGUGAAUAAUAUCGAGCCUCAAGGUAAGAGUAAGGAUGGGCGCUCAGCAUGGACAAUAGCCAAAUUCAUGGUUCUAUAUUAUAUCGGCAUAUUGCGGAGUUCAUAUGGCCAAAAUGACGACUUUUUCGACAUCGACUACUCUGAGCCAAAUUCAGAACCUUACCAGCGCUCGAUGUUGAUGGCACUAUUGUCUCCAUUAAUGCUAAAGUCCACGGAAGUCUACGCAGAAGAAUUACACAGUUUUCGAGACAAUUUCUCACUUUCGGGGUGGAGGGGGUUUGUGCGCAAGGUCGAUAUCAGCAUCCGCGAUUCCAAUUUGCUGGCAACUGUCCUGCUCAGCACGAACGUUGGCUUUUUGGCAAUUGGAAGUGUAGAUGCAAGCAGUGCUGAUAGUUCAAGGUCAGGGGCGCAGAUUGUCAUAUACUGCUCCGUCAUCUGCAGCAUUGGGAGUAUCAUCAUUGGUCUCGUUAUUUUCAAGCAAUACCGCGCAAAGGGUGCUGAUACUCCUGUGAAAGCGGUCACAAUCUUGAAGCGCAUCUUCCGCGAACAAUAUGGUCUAGAGAGGCUGGCUGUUAUCUGCAGCCUGCCGUAUAUCUUGCUGAUGUGGAGCCUUAUUUUUUUCUCGAUCGCAUUUUGCGAGAUGUGUUUCGCAAAGACAGAUGUGAAGGCUCGCGUGCCCGUCGCAGUUGCAGUCUCCUUGGUUUUAUUGUUCGUGUUUGGGUCUAUGUUCACCGCUGGACCGCCGAACAAAGAGAAGGUCGUGGAUCCCUCCAAAGUCUCGAGGUGGAGAAGAGUGGGUCGGCAAAUCACAGGGUUCGUUCCGUCUGUGUGCAAGCGAUUGUGGAAGCGGGACGAUCCAAUGGAGUACGACAUCCAGGGUGGUGCGUGAGAUAGAGAUAGGUCGCUGGACGUUUUGAUUCUCCUUGUUCUGGACGAUCCGUUGUGCAUAUGACUAUGUAAUUAUCACGAAGCAUUUUGAAUCCCCUCUAGCUAUUUACACUGUUGUAUACGCCCCUUGGAUAAUAUCACUGCGCACCGUCAUUCACAUU